Loxodonta africana (African savanna elephant) is the source of this 2163-nucleotide messenger RNA. RefSeq names its product natural cytotoxicity triggering receptor 2. The record is from RefSeq and is a predicted model, not a curated record. The transcript has 5 exons. Gene Ontology annotation, cellular component: cell surface. NCBI's taxonomy places the organism in Eukaryota, Metazoa, Chordata, Mammalia, Proboscidea, Elephantidae. Gene Ontology annotation, molecular function: signaling receptor activity. The coding region runs from base 973 to 1584 and encodes 203 amino acids. Gene Ontology annotation, biological process: positive regulation of toll-like receptor 7 signaling pathway.
UUCCAAAGUGGUUGUACCAUUUUACAUUCCCACCAGCAGAGUGUAAGUGUUCUAGUCUCUGUAUACCAGAGUUCUUGCUGGCUGCCCACAAAUCUACCUCCCAGAAGAGAAUAUUAAACAUGAAAUCAUGUAGUAAUUGGUGUUUUGGGUGGUUAAAUUUGUGUCAUACUUCUUGGGGCAUGGUAUAGAGAGAUGUGUACCAGGGUGUAGUGCUAAAUGGGGAAAUUAACUGGAGUUGGAUAGUGGGAAUGCAUUAUUAAGGUUCUUUUUUGUUAUACUUGAAUCCUGGGAGGUGCUAUCUGAAAAUUGACCUGGGACUUGUUCUCAGGGGCAGUGAAUGCUGGUGAGUGAGGUAUGCCUGUGUGGCCAUUUCAACCAGACACACUCCCCUUUAUGAGGUCUCUACUUCUCCUGGGGACCAAAGGGCCUUAAGCGCUGAUCAGGCCUCAAUGCUUCCCUGAGCCCUCGCCCACUUCAGCCUGCCCUUAAGGGGAAGGUGGACAAAGCCAGUGUUCUGAAAGGAUGACGCAAAAUGGGGCAAGAUAGUGAGAAGUAGGACAGCUUCUUAUUUCAUUCUGGUUUCCUUCUGGGACUUACAGGGGCUUCUCCCCUGCGUGGGUAAGUGCCUGUUGGGGGUUGGGUGGUGGGCUAGGCUGGGGAGUGGGGCACAGGGAGCUAAGUAGCAGCCAUAGUGCCCUGGAGUCACUGGGCUGAGGAAGGGCUGAGGCCCCUGCAGGGCACAGACACUCUGAGCAACUGACAGUUUCCCCAGCAGGGCCCUCAAUCUUCCCUCUGGCCACAAACCCCACCCUGCAGGCCUCAAACUUACCCAAUCAAGGCCUUUUCCUUUCUCAAUCUUUCAUCUCAAUGUGCUAGAGUGUCUGGGUAGAGUCAAGCCCAGCUCUGGACUCUCUAUUACAGAACCAUCUGACAACCCCCAUUCUACACACCCCAACACAAGGAAGGGGCAAUAUGGCCCUGGAGCCUCCAUACAUGCUGCUGGUCCUGCUGGCCCUGGUCUCAGGUUCCUGGGUGCAGCGUCUGGAGGCAGAGCUUCAGCAGGGAGUGGCUGGGGAGACACUGACGGUGACAUGCUGGUACUUAAACAAAGGUGGUCAGUAUGAGGCCAAAGUAUGGUGUAAAGCAAACUCAGAUGGAUGUGAGUAUUUAAUCGUCAUUUCCAAGCCCAGGACCCUGGUUCAGGACACUCAAUACAUGAUCUGGGAUGACCCUGACUCUGGCUUCCUUAAUAUCACUAUGAACAAGCUCACGGAGCAGGACUCGGGAACCUACUGGUGUGGAAUCGUAAAUACAUCUGCAAAUUCCGUCACCAAGAUAAGAGAGAUUUCUCUGGAGGUUUCUCCAGAGAGGAUGCUUGGUUCAGCUCCCAACAAUGGCUCUAAUGACAGCAAUUUGAUGGUGAUUCUGUUGUCUGGAUUCUUUACCACCAAGGGCCUGCUGCUGAUAGCCCUCCUUGUGCUCCUGAGCUAUAAAGUCCUGUCAUACAGCAGUUCUGUGGGAGCAGCAGCAAUGGCUACCCCUAGCCCAGCCAAGAUCCCGGGGCCUAUGGGCUCUUCCCGCUGAGCCUGGGGACCCAGGGUGGAUUCUGUACUCUCACCUCCUCCUGUUCUUUCAUGACCACUGAGAUCCCCAGCCUCCGAGAGGGAACUAGCUGUUCCUGCGCCUGUGGAAGGAGUCUCCCAGCGCCUGCAUCCACUGCUGUGGGGGCGCCUCUCAUCCAGAACUGUGAACUCCCACAGAGCCACAGAAACGACGUGGGGGGAAAUUUCCCUGUUUUCUAUUUCCUGGACUAACUUGUAUCAAUUAGGGAAUAUCUGUACUUUGAAAAAAAAAGCCCUGGUAAUGCAGUGGUUAUGUGUUCGACUGCUAAUCGAAAUGCCCCAGGUUCCAACCCACCAGCUGCUCCACGGGAGCAAGAUGUGGCAGUCGGCUUCUUUACAGAUUACAGCCUUGGAAACCCUGUGGGGCAGUUCUACUCUGUCCCAUAGGAUCCAUAUAUGUCAAAAUGGACUUGAUGGCAAUGGUUUUUUUUUGUUUGUUUUCUGUCAUUUCUGUAUUGAAUUGAUUUCUGCCUGUCUUAAUUAGGAUAAUCUUACUGCUGUAACAGAUAUAUUCCAAAACACCAGAGAAUAAAAAUGGAUU